AUGCUCUCUUCUAUCAUCGCCUGCAGCUUUCUUCUCAUCUUGCACCUUCAACUACCUAAUGCAUAUCCGGUCAGCACGAGUUUGACCACCAGUGACAUGGACAUCUUAGAGGUGCUCCUUCACAAAUUAGAGGAGUCUCUUCCAGUGCAGACCAAGAUGGAGCAGAGGAACCCUGUUGACAACCUGAACACAGACGCCAAUGCACAGCUGCCGCUAGAUGCUUUGGAUGAACCUUCAGUCAGGGAGUUCCUCUCAGCCAAAAACCUGAAGAGCAUCCGGAGCGACACCUCCAGGAAAUAUUCUAGUUGCUUUGGUCGCCGUAUGGACCGAGUAGGUUCCAUGAGCUCUCUGGGCUGCAACAGUGUUGGCAAAAACAAUUCAAAAUCAAGAUGAAGUCUUACCAUCUACGGUAUAACCUUGGGC
This is a messenger RNA of Doryrhamphus excisus (bluestripe pipefish), 423 nucleotides long. It is a transcript of the gene nppb, whose product is annotated as natriuretic peptide B. Gene Ontology annotation, biological process: negative regulation of systemic arterial blood pressure; receptor guanylyl cyclase signaling pathway; neuropeptide signaling pathway. Lineage: Eukaryota; Metazoa; Chordata; Actinopteri; Syngnathiformes; Syngnathidae. Gene Ontology annotation, cellular component: extracellular region; cytoplasm. Gene Ontology annotation, molecular function: hormone receptor binding; hormone activity. The record is from RefSeq and is a predicted model, not a curated record.